AUUUUUUCGCAGGUUUUUUCUUUUUUUAAUCAAUAUCGGCGAGGCUUUCAGGGAUAAGACAAGGAAUUUUCAGAUAAAGACUGCACAUGAAAACACUGGCCAUUAGUAGCAGGUUCUGUGGCCUUUGCGGCCCCAGCGCCAGCUCCCGGCUCCAGCAGACUCGGCGGCUUGGACACAAAGUGGUUGCCAAUAUCCCAGAGAUUGCGUGGCAGAGCGGGCGCCAACGGCAGCCAGCCGAGUACCGCAAUACCACGCAGCAGCAGAUGCAGCCCCAACAAGAGACCGUCAGAUGCGCGACUGCAGCACUCAACCAUGCUCAUACGACAGCCAGGCGCAGGCACCGGGGGGCAUUCUACGGCGACGCCUACCCCAUGUAUAGCCAGGUUGAGCGGAGUCCCAAGACAAUGCCCCGGUUUGUGCCAGCCACGACGAAACUGCACGACGCACUGGCCAUGCCGAUAGACAGACAAAAGAUCCUGUUCAACCCAUGGACAAUCUUGCUUGAGCUCCUGCAUGAUCCGCGGCUGGAUUGGGAAUUCGAUAACAACAAGCUGCUUAUCGCCAUCGGCCACCUCAACUGGGUGCAUGUGGAUAACCUGGUGGCCCAGCGGCCGCUGUUUGCCAAGUACCUGUUCAGCACCGGCUGCGUGCGCGCUAAAGAAGACGCUUCAACGCAGCUGCCAGACCGGAUCAUGGGACCAGAGGAACGCCAGGGUACUGAUCUCACUCCGCCAAUCCUGUCGAUGCUUGAGCUCCAGGCAGCCUUCAAAAAGACCCGCAUCGUAUUCGGUGCCCGUCUCGGCAUGCGCAAGCAGUUUGGCAUGCUUGUGCGCAGUUCAUUCGACCACUCGCCGGGCCUGGCGCUCAACACCCUGAUGAGCUGGGGCGGCGAGUACACUGAGUUUCUGACUCCCUAUAACGCGAUUCGCCUGACGUCAGCGUACUUUCCCAAUGUCGAGGCUGCGCAGCAGCGGAUUGGCGAGGCCUGGAUGAUGUUUAACCAUUUAAUCUACUGCAAUCGGCAUGCACCGCCACCACAGCACCUUGAUUUGGACACUCCAAUCGACCAACGCAGCCAGCUACGUGGCGGCGGCAGGGGAUAUGCCAGCGACCUGUUCGCGUCUCUGCAAGCGUUUGACCACCAGGCAGAAGCAGCCAGGAUUCUCAGCAGCAUGUACCAUGAGCACCAGACUGGCUGCAGCAAUGAGCCGAGCCACCUACCACUGCAGCUCCCUUGAUCAUGUGCUUAUCGAGCGGUACCUCAAGCUCCAAGCAGGUAGAAACUCCACGGAGAAAACCACCGAUUACAAAUGUUUCAGAUGAUUAGUAAAUGCAUGAUGGCUG
Messenger RNA from Linderina pennispora, 1344 nucleotides. RefSeq lists its product as uncharacterized. Lineage: Eukaryota; Fungi; Kickxellomycota; Kickxellomycetes; Kickxellales; Kickxellaceae. The transcript is spliced from 2 exons. Bases 87 to 1238 code for a protein of 383 amino acids. The record is from RefSeq and is a predicted model, not a curated record.